CCUGCCCUCAUGGCCCAGGCCGAGCCCGAGGCGGUGUCGCUGCUGCGGGAAGUGGAGGGCUGGGACUCCGAGCUGUGCCGCCGCCAGCUUCCCGCCGCCCUGCCGCGCCUCCUGUCCAUGUAUCAGAUUUCUGACAACUGGAAUGAGCAUAUUUGUAUCCUUAGAAUCCUAGCCGGACGGUUUCUGUCCCACAUUAAUCUUUCUGAGUUAGAGCAAGUAUUUUUCUCCAAAGUAUUACCCAAGGCAGUACAAUUGUUUGAUCUUUUGAUAUAUGAAUUAUCCAAUCAGGCAAAAGGAUUAACAAGCGAGAAUGCAGAAUUGCACACGAAACUGAGGAGUCACUUGAAGACUCUUGUGCAGCUGAUGGAAGUAUUAAGAGGAUGUGUGCAACAUAUCUGUACCAUGCAGGAGACUGUGCCGCUAGACCAUAUCCACAGUCUUCCCUCUUCAGUUCUUCAUGUGAUCAAGAACACAUUUAUAUACUGCAGGGACAGUGAAUCAUUGUACAGUGAACAUCUCCAUUUGUUUACUGACUUACUCCAGUCAUUGUUUAAGGAAGCCUACACUUUACAAAAGCAGCUUAUGGAGAUGCUUGAUAUGGUAUCUGUGGAUUCCUGUGCUGCUGGAGACAGUACAGCAAUUAUAGUUUCAGUGAUUCACGCUGUGUUAGAGAUCUGCUCUGCUAUUUACAGUAUAGAUCAUGCCCUUCAUGCAAACACAUGGAAAUUUUUAAUCAGGCAAAGCAUGAAACACAAAUCACUGAUAAAGAACAGCUUGAAACAUACUGCUGUCCUCAGUGGCCUUUGUGAGAGCAUCCUGUAUUCCUUCCAGUCUUGUUUGCUGUUGGCUGAGCAGAUGAAACAGUCUGGGAAGCAGGAGAACAUCGAUUAUAAGGUGUUUCAGAGGACAAUCAAGCUGUGUAAGUUCUUUGCCAUUUCCCUGGUGCACUACACCAAGGAAUUCACUCCUUUCUUAGCGGAUUCUUGCUGUCAGUUACAUCAGACAUAUCUUCAAAUAUACAGUAAGUUUCCUCCAAGUCUUUAUGCUGCAGGGAUUUCUGAAGCUCAUCAGGAUGAAAUUGCAAAAGGAUUCCUAGUGGCACUGGAUCCUCUUCUCCUCAGCUUGCUUGCCUUCAGGCCUUUUGUGGAAGCAGUGCUAAGUAAAGUUUUAGCUCUCUCUCCUGAACUGCACUUUGCCCAAUGCCGUCUCCUGAUUUCUGUAAUGGACGCGUUGCCAUCCCAGCCCCAGGAGGUGCAAGCACUUUGGAACACAGGAAAUCAUUUCCCAGAAGACCUUCCCAGGGUCCCCUUGUUUACUGCCCUCUUCCUCAGUCUACAGCAGUGCUCUGGAGAGCUUUCCUUUCCCGUUUUUUUGCCAGGAGUGGUGGCAACUGGACAAGCAGAGGGUUCUAUCACUUUGUACCACUAUGUCUGUAUCCACUUGUGUGCCUUUAUCACAUCCCUCUCUGUGUCACAUUUCCCUCUACUGGAACGGUCGCUGCUGGAAACUGUACUUGGUUCUAACAUGAUCACUGUUCUCCUAGCUAUGGACGUAUGGUGCUUCCUGGCCCGAUACGGAACGGCAGAUCUGUGUGCUCAUCAUGCAUUUACAAUAGCCAGUUUGAUAAGAGCGUGUCCUGCUGAACAUUACCAGGUCUCUCUCCUGGGCAUCCUGUUGAGACGCCUGCUAUUUCUGAUGGCUCCAGAUCACCAGGUGGAGUUCAUCCAAAGAUUUCCUCCCAAAGAAAGGGAGAAUCUGGUCUUGUGGCAGCAUCUUUCUCUCCAGGCCCUGACGGUUCCGCUGAGGAAGCAAGUUGCUGAUGAGGUUUUCACGGCAGGGCUUGCACAAUGUGAAAUGUGGCUGAGCAGCAAAAGGCCCCUGGAGGGGCUUCAGCUGGAGAAUGCUGCUCUCGCUGCCUUGUUGUCCGUGUGCCAGACUUCUGGAGAGACUCUGGAGGUGGGACAGCAGACGGCGUUUGUCAGAGCUGCUGGUCAGGUUUUGGCGGUUGCAAAUGUCACACAGGUCUCCAGUCAGCGCUGUCUGCAACAGGCCUUUAGCUUGAUGUUUCGACUUUUGGAGCAUUGCACCCAAAUACUAGAGUCUCAACUGCUCAUGCAGAUAUUGACAUUGCAGAAUUCUCUCCUCCAACUGAAUCCUCCCGACCACGUUCUCCUCGCAGUCUUAGAUUUCCUCUCUUCAAUGGGCAAAUUAUUUAUCCAACCAGAUUGCCAGGUACAGGUUCUGUCCAAGUUGUCCUGUCUGUUUGCUUCUUUGCUUGCCAGCAAUACUUGGCUGAUUCAUCAGCAUGCCCUAGAAGCCUUCACUCACUUUGCAGAGGAAACAAGCCAUGAAGACGUAAUUCCCCAGUGCCUCAGCUCUGAAGAAACUAAAAGCAAAGUUGUUUGCUUCCUAUCAAAGGGCUACCGUGCAGAGGAGACAGUAGAAGCCAGAGCAGAACGAAUGAGAGAGGAAAAUGCUCUUUUCAGUCACAUCUUGGUAGAGCCUAGAGCAGAGAGACAAAGAACUGCGAUAUUAGAGUCCUCCCCGAAAAGAACAUGCUACUCUCCCGAUGAGGGGCAAUACCAGUCUGCAAUGGACAGUGCAGCAGGGGCACUGGAGGCUGUGAAGCUACUGCUGCAGAAGGGCCCACCCCCAUCAUGGCUUGCCAAAAAACUGGAAGCAUUGCAGACAGCACUGAACAGCCUGAAGGACAGCGCAUGCUGAUCACUGUUACGCUUCCAGCUGUGGAUUCUUUGGGUACUUAUGGUUAGCAGCAGCUGCCUUUCACGGCUUAGCUUGUUUCGUACAUGUCACUGCAGCCUGUUAGCUGGAAGAUACUCACUGUGAACUAAAAUACUUGCCACUUUCUCACACUGCGGCCUGCCACCUGGAAGACUUUUGUAUGCAUAAUGUAGUUUAAAAUGUUUAUAAAUGUUGGGCUGCAGAGUAGCAUUCUUUCAAAAGAAUCUGGAAACAGAAACUUCAGCGAAGGCACACUGGUGAGGAAAAUCUGUCCUGUAAGAACAAAAUGGACUUUCCGUUGUUCUAUGUUACAAACCCCCACCCUGAAGUCCAUUUGCCACAAGAUCCUUGGAAAAAUGUAUCAUAGCAUCUUGAAUGUCUAAACAAGAGCGCUUUGAGGCUUAAUUUUCUAAUUAAACAGAUGGUACAAACACA
This is a messenger RNA of Eublepharis macularius, 3177 nucleotides long. RefSeq names its product FIGNL1 interacting regulator of recombination and mitosis (gene FIRRM). The transcript is spliced from 24 exons. NCBI's taxonomy places the organism in Eukaryota, Metazoa, Chordata, Lepidosauria, Squamata, Eublepharidae. The record is from RefSeq and is a predicted model, not a curated record. Bases 10 to 2724 code for a protein of 904 amino acids.